AUGAGUCUAAUGAGAGGUCACAACAUUCCUAAAUCAAGUAAGAUACUAUUAAGUAUAUUACUAACAACAACAACAACAUUAUUUAUAUUGAAAUAUAGAACAUAUAACUAUUUGAAAUUACAAGAUCCAACACUUGAAGUAUCAUUUCAUGAUAUAAAUAUUCCAUUUAUACAAUUAAUUCCCAAUUCAACAAUAUAUAAUCCAUGGUGUAUUAUAACUUCGAUAUUUGCAGAAAUAUCAUUAAUCACUUUUAUAUUUUCAUCAAUUGUAUUAUUUAUUGGUUCAAAAUUUGUUGAAAGAUUUUGGGGAUAUUUGGAAGUUUUAAAAUUUAUAUAUAUAAUUGGAUCAAUAACAAAUUUAAUUACUGUAUUAAUUGCUAUAUUAUCCAAUAUAGCUAGAUCAGAUUCCAAAAACAUGAACUCACCUUUAGGUGGUGGUAUAUCUUAUUAUUUUGGAUUUUUAGUUGUAUUCAAACAAUUAAUACCUGAACAUAAUAUUGUAUUAUUUCAAGGAUUAAUUAAUUUUAGAAUAAAACAUUUACCUUUUGCUUUACUUAUCAUUUUAUCCUUAUGGUCAAUUUUAUUUGGUUCAUUAUAUCCAGCAGUUCCAUCAACUAUAAGUUUUUUUAUAUCAUUUAUAUAUCUUCGAUUUUUUCAAAUUAUUAAAUCAGAUACUUUAUUACCAACAAAUAAUAAUCAAGAUAUAUCAGUUAUAAAAGGUGACGCAUCAGAUACUUUUCAAUUAGUUGAGUUUUUUCCCAACGUACUAAAACCGUAUUUGACACCAAUUUUUAAUCAAAUUUAUGAAAUUGCGAUAUUUUUAGCUAUUAUUACUCCGUUUAAUGAUGAUAUAGUACAACAAAGUAAUACAAGAGCUUUAAAAAGACAAGAACAAGUUAAUCAAAUAAAUAAAAGUGUUGCUAGUUCUGUUGCUGAAAGAAGAAGACAAAUUGCUUUACAAGUUAUUGAAGAUAGGAUUAAUAAAGAAAGUGGGAAAGUAUAA
This is a messenger RNA of Lodderomyces jiufengensis, 1002 nucleotides long. RefSeq lists its product as uncharacterized. Gene Ontology annotation, biological process: retrograde vesicle-mediated transport, Golgi to endoplasmic reticulum. The transcript has a single exon. The coding region runs from base 1 to 1002 and encodes 333 amino acids. Lineage: Eukaryota; Fungi; Ascomycota; Pichiomycetes; Serinales; Debaryomycetaceae. The record is from RefSeq and is a predicted model, not a curated record. Gene Ontology annotation, cellular component: Golgi apparatus; membrane.